Molecule: messenger RNA, 1371 nt
Organism: Ogataea angusta
Lineage: Eukaryota; Fungi; Ascomycota; Pichiomycetes; Pichiales; Pichiaceae
Exons: 1
Coding region: 1-1371 (456 amino acids)
Source: RefSeq, a predicted model, not a curated record
AUGCUUUCUCGUCUACGGCCUCUCGUCCCUACUGUCAAGCAGUCGGCUGCCGCGCUCGCCAGAAUCGAUCCCGCGUACUACACAGACCAUGUGCGGUACCAUGCCGGGCUCGACCCCGCGAGCGAGCAGACCUGCGACCUGCGCGAGCUGUACACCGCCUUUGGCAAGCUGACACGCCAGGCAGCUCUUCCCCGGGAAACCAAGGCUCGCUACUACAACGAGCUGAUCCGGACCUUUGUGCGGCUUGAUUUCGGCGUCUACGCCAGCACGCAGCCGCAGCUGGCGCAAAUCGGCGGCCAGCUCGAGCCCAGCACUCUCAAAGAGGUCCUGCUGGCCAAUCCGGGCCGCAGGUGGUCCAGCUACGAGAUCUUUGAACAGAACCCGACGUCCGACCCUGAAGUGAAGCAUAUCGUGCUGGAACGCCUCGUUGACGGCGAAAAAGCCGACACAGAGCCAGAAGACAUCGCGAUCUCUUUCUUCAAGGCGCACAACAUCCUCAAGCUGGCGGCGGACAGUUUCGCCCGCUUGGAGGAGGAAUCCCAGAAACGGCUGGUCACCGACUUCUUUGCGCUUGAGCUGGACUCUUAUAUCGCUGUCCUGCCGCUGGCCGUCGAUGUGAAAACAAAGCUGCUGCAGCUGCCAAAUCUCACACCCAAACAGCGACUCAGUCUGCUGACGCUGGAUCUGCCGGAUUCAGUGCUCAUAGAGAACCUCGUGCCCAUUGCCGGCGCAGGAAAGCUCCAACCAUCGGAAAACGAGAAACAGAUGCACGAAAAACUCGGCUUCCUGCCGUCUCUGGACCCUGAAAAAAGUGCCUGGAAAUUAAUUAGCGUUCUCGAGCCUCUGCCCCAGGCCGCCGCUGCCAUUGCGAAAGCGCGCGGAUUUUUCCUGGACAAAGCACAGACCGAGUCUCCGGACCCGCUGGCUGCCCGUCUGGACGAGCUCAACUUCCUCAUCGGCGCCCACGAGACCGUGCGCACGGGAGCUGAGCCUGUCUUUGUCGAGACGACCAGCCCGCAGAUCGCGUGCGCAAAAAUCCUGCAGCACGCGUGGACCGGCAGCCAAGACGAGGCGCUGGACGAGUACAACGCCGCAAUCGCCAAGUGGGGCGCAGAACCACACACCAGCAGCCAGCUGGUGUACUGUCUGGUUCUUGCUACGCUGCUCCAGAACGACGUGCAACUGGCGCAGUACAUCCGCAAAAGAGCGGUCGACGCGGGUCUCGUGACCAAGAGCGCGGACAGACGCAUCGCCGACACGAUGAAAGCCUACGGCGACCUCGUUGAGGAGAACCGCGACGUGCGCCAAGGCCUCCAGAGCAACGUGUUAUCGACCCUCGUGCAUUUGGCAGAAACUGUGGAGACGGUCUAG